UUGUAGGAAAGUAAAAACAACUGCGUACCCCAGUACUUGAAAACCUUCCUUGGGCGAACCCCACAACCUCUUCACUUAAAUACCCCACACAACCUUUCUUAUUCUCCUCCUCCAACCUACAAAAACCAUACAAUCCCAAGCCUUCUCUCUCUCUCUUCUUCUUCUCUGUUUCGGUGUUUUGCUUCGUUCAGUUUGUAGUGAAAAUGCGUAUGAGCUGUAAUGGAUGCCGAGUGCUGCGCAAAGGGUGCAGUGAGAAUUGCAGUAUCAGGCCUUGUUUGCAGUGGAUCAAGAGCUCCGAGUCCCAAGCCAACGCUACUGUUUUCCUUGCCAAGUUCUACGGCCGCGCUGGCCUCAUGAAUCUCAUCAACGCCGGCCCUGAACACCUCCGCCCUGCGAUUUUUAGGUCUUUGCUAUACGAGGCAUGUGGAAGGAUAGUGAACCCGAUUUAUGGGUCGGUCGGGUUGUUGUGGUCCGGCAGCUGGCAGCUCUGCCAAUCCGCCGUGGAAGCCGUGCUAAAGGGCGCACCGAUCACGCCGAUAACGUCGGAAGCCGCGGCGAACGACCAUGGGCCGCCCCUGAAGGCCUACGACAUUCGCCACGUGUCCAAGGACGAGAACUCGGCCGCGUCCAACGAGCCCCACCGGAUCAGAACUCGGUGCCGAUUCAAGCGUUCCGUGAUCAAGCCGAGAGCCAGCAAAGCCGGACACGGCGCGGCUCGGGACGUGAAGCCCAGGUACGAGGAUGGGUGCUGUACGGACGAGAUGAACCGAUCGACAAGCCACGAGUCGUCCCUGAGCCACCAGUCGGAGCUUGCGCCUAAUGUGGAGGGCGAGAGCAAAGAGACCGAGAGCAUGAUCUCCGUGGAGACGGCUGAGGCUUCAGUCUUGUUCCGGGCCGAGCCGGAGUCCGUGCGUAAGCCCGAUGAGCAUCAGGGUCAGGACAGCGAGGUAGCUCUGGAGCUAACACUGGGAAUGGAGCCGGUGUCACGUGCCUGUCACGUGGUUCCCGUGAAGAAGAGAAGGGUCGAGGCUUAUGUCGGUGGUGGCUCGGCUGAGUUCCGCGGCGCGUGUAAGAUGGAGCUGGGGCUUUAAAUUUUAAUCAUCCGGCUUUAGAGUGAAGCGCAAGUAAACAAAACUUUUAAAAAAAGUCAAGUCCAGUUUUGACGGCUCAGAUCGGCUCUUGUCAAUUUCAUAGAAGAGAUCAUGACCCUUGCUUUUUUUUUUUUUCUUGUGGUUUUACUUUUUUUGACUGUACUUUUUUUUUUGUUUUUUGGUUGUCUUUCCUUCUUUACCCUUUGUGACGAGGUGUACAAAUGUGGUUGCAACUUGCAAAUAUAGAAGGUGGUAAAUUAACAGAGGGAGAAAAGAAAAAGCAGAAAAAAUCUUUGAUAAA
Alnus glutinosa is the source of this 1392-nucleotide messenger RNA. RefSeq names its product LOB domain-containing protein 41. Lineage: Eukaryota; Viridiplantae; Streptophyta; Magnoliopsida; Fagales; Betulaceae. The transcript has 2 exons. Bases 204 to 1091 code for a protein of 295 amino acids. Gene Ontology annotation, biological process: regulation of gene expression. The record is from RefSeq and is a predicted model, not a curated record.